Serinus canaria (Common canary) is the source of this 9807-nucleotide messenger RNA. It is a transcript of the gene PHLDB2, whose product is annotated as pleckstrin homology like domain family B member 2. The record is from RefSeq and is a predicted model, not a curated record. Bases 5667 to 9524 code for a protein of 1285 amino acids. The transcript is spliced from 18 exons. Gene Ontology annotation, biological process: regulation of microtubule cytoskeleton organization. Gene Ontology annotation, cellular component: basal cortex. NCBI's taxonomy places the organism in Eukaryota, Metazoa, Chordata, Aves, Passeriformes, Fringillidae.
GAUCUGACCAGCACGGCAGCCAAAGGCACUCUGACCACCCAUGAGGCGGUCGCAUCUUUUAUAACAAAAACUACGUAUAUCAUAUUUACUUUUUAUCCCCAAUACCUAUCACCCUCAUCACCAAGUGCACCCUCACCCCAGACCAAUCCACAAGUGCCAACAUCACAACAGAAGAUGGACGACAAGAAGAAGAAAGAAGAGCCUGGUGACAUGCCCUGAUUCCUCCAUCUUGUCUCCACAACCCCUCUGUACCAAAACCCCAAAAUCUGUGAUUUACCCUAUGUCUUCCCUUCAUCAUUCACACCCGAGUGAUUCUCACAGGUUCCAUCUCCUCAUACAUCGGUGGCACAUCCCUGGAUGGAUCAAAAUCAAGCCACCAAGUGCUUUUGGCAACAUUCCAAGGCUCCCGAGCCCCCCAAGGGUUCUCUCGGUAGCUCGGGGCAUCAGGAGUGAUGUGCUGAGUUCCUACAGUGGUGGGUUGUCAUUUGACUUCUAUUUUGGUUUAGGCUGAUUUUACCUUGGGUAUUUGCACAUCUUCAGCAUGUUUGUCUCUGGGUGCAGCAUAUUUUGUCUAAGCAUUUAAGGCAAUCUUAAGUAAGGGCUGUGCAGGGAGAGAAUUGUUAUAAUUUACAUUUUUCAGAUGCUUUUAAUCCUGCCUCUGUUAGGAGAUAAAAAAAUCCAGAAAUCCGAGGCUAAAAUCUAUGUCUGCACCUCAUUUGGCCCCUACUACUGUAAAAAAAGUAGUAGCAAUAUUGUGUCAUCCUUUGUGCGGCUAAUGGGACAUAAUUCCACAUUUGGGGGCCAUCUGCUGAAAAGAAAACCUCUGCAACCCUUCUGAAUGCACAUAUAAAAACUUGUCAGUAAAAACAGCUUCAUGAAUGAGUUGUGAGAAUAUAUUUUAUCGAAAUUUCAUUAGACAAGGCUUUUUCCUUUACAAAAGCUCAAAUGACUCCAAACAGAAAGAAAUAAGUUUUGGCAGCCAUCUUUCUUUUUGGUACAAAUACAUUGUUUUACCUCUUUUGACUCCAUAUUAAUUAAUUUAAUUUCACUUGAAGAGAAAUAAUACUUUUUUGCAGGAGGAAGAAAGCAAUUGAGAAUUUAUUUCAGUACAAAGAGAUGCAUCUUUACACAGAUUAACUAUGAAAUUAAAGUAGUAACUUUGGUUCUUCUGUUCCAUACCAUGCCCCCACUGAGAUUUCUUGUGUAACCUUGGGCAAAUAGCUAAAAUUGCUUUAGAUUUCAUCUCACUUCCUUCUAAAGGAAGUACUGUCUUACUGACAUGACCCACAGUACUGUUAUAUAUGCAUCCAGAUUUGAUAGAGACUAAAGGAGAAUAGAAAACUUCCCUGUCUUGGAAUCAGAAGGAAAUCAUAAGUUACCAAACUUUGGUGCAUGUAAGGACUUAUGAAUCAGCUUAUUGCUUGCUGGGCAAAAGAUAAGACUAGAAGGGGAAUGAAGGCAACUAUGGAAUGAAGGUACCCAUGUAUCCAGCCACUGAGUACAAAACUACUAGCUGUCCUAAUCUGUGACUAUAAUUGUAAACCAAUGUAGCUCCAGAAUUUGCACCAUGUCUUCUGCCAACUGCUUUCUUACUGCUUUGGCAUCUAUGAGGAGCACUGACCAAGGUUUAGCUAGUGCUUGUAGUUUUCAACGUGUUUUCUCACAGAUCGUAUAUCCAAAAUGUACCUGUGUACAGGAAAAAACGCUUUACUAGCUGUAGAGAUCUUAGCAGCACUAGCAGAGCUGGCUGAUGAAGCCCUAAACCACCCCCACUGACCAGUGCACACACUGAUUCUAGGAAAGGGAACCAAUUAAUCAGCUGUGAAGACAGAGAACCAUACACAAGCUAAUAGGGGAGUGCUCUUGUGAUUUGAAAUAAUGUCCAUACUGUGGUAGCAAAAAUUCUUUUGAUUACUAAAAUAACCUUUUUAAUGAAGAAAUAGCAUGCUCUUCUAUUGCAUUAAAUGGUCCAGUUGCUUAAUGAAAAUGGUUACCUGUCUGACAAAUCUUGUCUUCUUUUUAUCUUUAGGCCAUUAUGGGUACAACACUGCUGCUACUUAAACGAGGCAUUAUGAGUUGUGCAAUUAUAGAGUUAUUUUUUUAAGGUAACUACUGAUUAUUAACAGAAAAUUAACUGUCUAAAUUAGUGUUCCUUUAAUGGUAGUUCUGCAACAGAGUUAUACUGUGGGCUGGGCAGUCAGCAUAAAGGAAGAGCAAACCUCCCAAAUGUAUUGUAAACUUAGGCAAAAACUCACUGAAGUGCAAGAAAGCCCACCUACCAGACCUGUCCCUUAAGCUCUGAAUUCAACUGCAAAAGCAGCUAGUGCCUGAUGAUUCAGAAAACGAGCAAAAUUUAAUCACUUUUUUUGCCUUGCAAUUACAACCUAGUUAAUUGUGUACAACUGUGCAAAAGAAAGAGUGUAAGGAAAUUCCUUUAUUGAGCCUUCCAGCAACUGACUUGUGCCUUGAAGCAUGAGAUUUGUUUACUCAUUUAACUUAUUUUCCCCAGGCAGUUUCUUCUUGAUAGCUUUUGUGUGACAGUUCAAGAAAGUUUCAGGAUGAGUCACAAGAACACUCCACUGCUUGAACCCCAACUUCUUUUAUUACUGAUAUACAUUUCUAUUGAAUGCUACAUUGAGAGCUUUAUAGAUUUUUAACUAGGAUGAUCAUUAUAAGUACAGGGUGUGAUAUUUUUUUUUCACCAGAAUGGUACUGAUGAAUGCAGUCAUCCUCCACUUGCCUUUUGAUUUUGCAGAUUCCUAACAAGCCUUAAAAAUUGAUUCUUUCAUAACCUAGUAACCAGCCUGCUACACUGCCUCAAAAUGUCUUUGAGGAAGUUACAGCAGAGGAAUCACUGCUUACUUUGACGUUUCAGCCAAAGGUCUGGUUUUCAAGCUAUGGACAGGUGGUUCAAUGUGCUCUGGUUACAUCCUGGAAAGCAUCGAAUCCUUAUGACUUCAAUUGUUGUUACAGGUUUGUUCAAAAAGUGUGCAACUUAACAAUCCAUUGGUGUGUUGGUGAAGCUGGUUCAAGAAACAAAGGUCCAGUCUCAAGCACAACUGCUCAUAUCUAGCUGUUUCUCUUCUCAUCAAUCACUCUAAUGCAAGUAAUUUGGGACCUUUUUCAGAAUACAUAGAGGCAUUGGGAAGGAAUAGCUUUCACCUGGAUCAUUUUCUUGAUCUGGUUUUAAUAAAUAAAAAUAAAAAAAAUUGGAUCACCCGCCAAAGAAUGUAACAAGUCAUAGACUAUGAAUCCAAAUGAGUAGUUAAGGCAGAAAAUGGAAGACACCAGACCAGUUUUGCCACCAAUGAAAAGGCUGGGUGUAACAGCACCCAGUCAUCAAUGGGAAGCUUUAUCUCAACCAAGUUUGUCAGACUGGGAAUGGCCUCUCCUCCCACAGGUAACAAAAGGCUGUGGGCUCUGGCUCAUUUGACAGAAAUGCAGUCUUGUCCACACCUGAUGUGAAUAAAAUCUGUGAAGGUAAGGGACCAGGUAAUGCAGAGGUUGUGACUGUGGGUGCCUGCUCAGAGAUUAUUUCAGUUCUGAAGCAGCUGAAGUGAUUUCACCUAUUUUACAGAAGCAUGGCAUUGAAGUAUGGUAACAAAAUGGCAUUUUAUUACCAUUUGCAAUGCUCCUGAUUAAAGCAUGCUUUUUGUAAACAUUUCCACAUUGAUUUCUACUCAUAUGAAUUACCAUGGAAACCAAACUUUUAUCGGGCAUGCUUGUAUACUGAAGGGUGGAGAAUUUUAAAAGCCUCUGUGAUAUGCAGCGCCACUGAUGUUGAAGUACAGUUGCCAUGAAAACUGUUAAUGGACUGUUGAACCCAUCUGUGACUCGUAGCUCUCUUGCAAGUUCCCAUAGACUUUUUCCUGACAUUUUUAAAAUAGCAUUGCUUCUUUUGCUCCAAAAGGAGUUUUCAGCUCUUUAGUUUAUGGAGGUUCUCUUGUUUCCUAAUUUUUAAGUGUUUCCUACUAAUAAAAUGUAAGAUGGAGUUUUUGUUGUUGUUUUAUAUUGCCAGACUCUUGCCUGUUAAACAUUAAAACUUAGCAAGUUACUUUAGGACCUCAGCUACGGCUGAGUACUUAUAAUUACUUUGAGUACUUAUUUUCGAAAUAAGUCCUAUUCUGUAGUUUUAUUUCUUUUGCUGAAAAGGAACAGAUGAUACUGAUUUAGACAAAGUUUUCACAGCAUACAGGUAGCAGGGGAAACAUAUGGUCUGCCUUAUCCAACUUUGCUGCCUUCUCAUCUACUGGGUAGGAACUAAGUGAAGGAAUAUUUCAGCUGACAUAUCACAAGUCCUUCAGAGCAACAGUUUGACCACAAGAGCAAAGUUACAGCUUUCCAUACUUCUAGGAUUCACAUUCCUAGGGAGAUUUUUGCAGACUAUUACUUACAGUUUUUCCCACUUAAAGGAAGAUCAUGUGAGAUGAUGGGAAGGUUGGCUGCUUUUGGUUCUGUCUGUGGCAGGAUUAAAAGCAAUUUUCUGUUCUACCAACUGUGAACAUGCCCUUAACUCUGCAUUUAUUACACACAUAAGCAUUUGUUUUUUAAGUGCUUUGCUUGCUCAGUGAACAAAACAGAGGAGCCAGGUUCAAUGCUAGUGGAAAAUGAAACACUGGGAUGUUUGUGGAGGCAUCACAGAAGAGACCAUCUAGGUUCUGGCCUUUUAGAGUAAUUAGUCUCAACGCUUGUCUUUUUAUAGUAAACCAGAGUAGACACUAGGACAGUCAAGGGCAUCUUUUAAAAAAUAUUCUCUAGUACUGUGGGUAUCACUAUACAGAUUUCAGGUACUAAUGAGUUAUUACCAGGUUUAUAUUGUAGUACAGUUAUGGUUCUAGUCAAGUAAAACACAUAAGGCAGGAAGUGUAUCACAGCAAGCUCCGUUUGCUUGUGGCACACGGGACGAGGCGGUAGCCGCCGCAGUGGCUUACCUGGCCGAGUGCUGGGUGAGCUUUGACCCAUCCCGCAGGACCCCUGCACAGCAGGUAAGUGCUGCUAUCCCCGAAUUCCCUCUUUGGGAAACAUAUGGUGAAAGGUAAAGUGAUGAGGCCACACAGGACGAAACAAGAUCUCUAUGCAGGAUACUUUGGCUCACUACCCUGAGUCCUCUACGCUGGCUCCCAUCUCUCACCGCCGAAGUUUCCUUACCAAGCCUGACGCCGCACAGGCGCUCGGAAAGCAAAGCUUGGUUAUACGCCCUGGGCUGCCAGCACCCAGUGAUUCCCGGGCGAGGGACGACCCCUCCCUGGAGGCUUUAUCCCCUUUUCUUUUCCCCUUGUAACAGCUCCAAGCACCUGAAGGUGGGUCCUGGCACCUCCUGCCGCUUGCCAAACACGAGACGGGCCAGACGCGCUGCUCUUGCAAACACGCUUUGCCUAGCUGGUGCUGGUUUGUAGGAUUACUCUGGUGUGAAAAUUCCUGCAGCAAGGACCGGCCGGUCUUCCAAAGCUCGUUCCCUGCUUUGGAAACAGCAAAGAGCUAGUGGUGGCAGCUACAUCCUUCAGUGAUGCAUGGGGACUGGACGGGGGUCUUUUGGGAUCUCCGUGUGUGUAUACACACGAGGGUGUCUACGUAUUACACACUUUCAUGAGUGUGUUUUUCUCAGGUAAAAAUUUAUCUGGUUCACUCAAAUUAGUGUCAUUUUAACCAUCCAAUAGAAGAGAAAUAUGAUGCCAAACAGAAGUAACCUCUCCUCCUUCCAGAAUGCUGGAUCAGAUUCCAGUAAGAUUAUGGCAGACUAUAGCCACUCACAGAACCAGAUGGAAUUACAAAAUGAUAGUUUGGGAAAGGGUUCUGUGGUGAAUUCCCUUGAAAAUGGUCUCCAGGGUAUUAUGGAAAACCUCAACACAAAGAAAUAUUCAUCAACUCUUAAAUUUAAAACAAAUGGGGACUAUGCUGGCUCUUAUUUAACACUUUCACAACCUAUGCCAAUUAAGCCUAAUCCUUCCACCAGUGUUAAAAAUACACACUCUAUUAACAAAAUUCAAGGAGGCAAGCAGUUCCCCUGUGAAAGCCCAUAUCUUCCAGAUAAAAGCAUCUCUGUAAAGCAUUUGGGUUCCAUAUCAGGCAUGUCUCCAUCCCUCAGCGGGUAUAGUUCUGGAAGGACAGAUUUUGACAUUUAUGCCAGCAGAGAAAAUGAAAAAUCCCUUGGACACAUGGAAAAGUUUCACUACUUGAAGUACAGUCAGAGAAAUAAAUCUUAUGACAACAUCUACUUCCCAGGAAUGCUGGAAUCAAAGAAGAUCUCAGGCUCUCUUCUGACUAUGUGGAAUGGAAGCUCGGGGAACGAGCUGAUGCUUUCACCUGGUAGCAGUUCGGGGGCAGCCAGCAUGCCUUCCAGCCCAAAGCAGGGCAGGAGGAUGAAUGCUGAAAACAGUCUGACCCUUCAUAUAAAGCCAGUAAAGUACAAGGAUGGGAUGAUGGAAACUCUGGAUUCACGGGCGAGGAAAUACUCUGGUGGAUCUCUAAGUCAUAUGGGAAUGUACAGUCGUUCCCUGCCCAGACUUUAUAAAUCAACAGAAAACCAGCUGGUGCCAUUAAGUUUGCCCCCCAGAAGCUCUCUGGGUAAUAGUAAAAGGAAAAAACUUGGAGAAAAAGAUUUACCUCAGAAUGCUUUUGAUGCUGAUAAUUACCUGAAUUUUUCUUCCUGCAGCUCAGGGGUUUCACCACAUGCAAACUCUGUCUCCAGGAGUAAUCCCUAUGUCAGUUCAACUCUUAGUGUUCCUGCAAGUCCUCGUAUUGCUAAAAAAAUGCUUUUAGCACCUUCUUCCCCAUAUCUCCCUGAUGAUUUUGACAGACUUGGAGGCUCAGGAAUAAGUCCCAGUAGUUCUUUCUCUCCAGUGGAAUUUGACAGAUCAUUCUCUGUUGGAAGAAACCUUUCCACCAGUUCCAUGGAACUUGAUGACCCAGAUCUGGAAAGUUACAGACAGACGCCAAAUUCUUUGCAAACAUCCAUGCGAGAGCGGAAGAACAGCAUUAGCUCGAUUUCAGGAAAGGAAGACCUCAUGGACUAUCACAGGAGGCAGAGGGAAGAGCGACUUCGGGAGCAGGAGAUGGAACGGCUGGAACGACAGCGGCUCGAGACAAUCCUCAAUCUGUGUGCAGAAUACUCCAAAUCAGACAGUGAUCCUGCUGCAGCCACUACAGUUGCUGAUGUUCAGAAAAUUAACAAAGAACUCGAAAAACUUCAGCUCUCUGAUGAGGAUUCUGUGUUUGAAGACUCCCAGAUGAAUCUGGAAACAAGGUUCAGAAGCUACUUGAAAUCAUCUGCGAGCGACUCAGAUUUCUCGGAGCUGAGCAGCCACAGCCGUGGCACAGCUGCUUACCUGCCCUCGCGGGGGCUGAGGGCUGAGGAGCACUUCAGUGAGAGCACCAAGCCUCCACCUUUUGCUGCUCACAGCUUCUUGAAGGACGCCACCGAAUCAUCCUACCUAAGCAUCACACCAAAGAUACCAGAAUGCACCAGUGAAGAGCAAAGAAGGCAGAAGCUUAGUCAGCUGGAGGAGGAACGCAUGGUAAUACUGAAUAACUUGGAAGAACUUGAGCAGAAGAUCAAAGACUUAAAUGACCAGAUGGAUGAAUCCUCAAGAGAGUUGGAUAUGGAAUGUGCCCUUUUGGAUGGGGAGCAGAAAUCUGAAACAACAGAGCUGCUGAAAGAAAAGGAAAUAUUGGAUCAUCUAAACAGGAAAAUAGCUGAACUGGAGAGAAAUGUUAUUGGUGAAAAGACAAAGGAAAAAUUAAAACUUGAUGCUGAGAGGGAAAAACUAGAGAGGCUUCAGGCGCUUUACUCCGAGCAGAAGACACAGCUUGAUAAUUGCCCUGAGUCCAUGAGGGAGCAGUUACAGCAGCAGCUGAAGAGGGAUGCUGAUAUUCUGGACAUAGAAAGCAAACACUUUGAAGAUUUAGAAUUUCAGCAGCUUGAACAUGAAAGCAGGUUAGAUGAAGAGAAGGAAAAUCUGACACAACAGCUCCUGCAUGAAGUAGCUGAAUAUCAGCGCAGCAUUGUCAGUAGAAAGGAAAAGAUUUCUGCUCUCAAAAAACAAGCCAAUCAUAUUGUCCAACAAGCACAAAGAGAACAAGAUCAUUUUGUAAAAGAGAAAAACAACUUAAUAAUGAUGCUGCAAAGGGAAAAAGAAAAUCUCUGUAAUCUGGAAAAGAAAUAUUCCACACUUUCUGGAGGAAAGGGAUUUCCUGUCAGUCCCAAUAGUCUGAAAGAGGGCUAUAUCAGUGUAAGUGAAAUUAGUGAGCUGUAUGGCAAUUCCACGAAUAUAUCCCCUUCCACUCAGACCCCCUCAGAUGUUGAAGCAGUUGCCACUGAGCCUUCCACGGCUGUGCUGACGAGCCAGCCACAAAAUAAAGAGCAUUUCAGAAGCCUGGAGGAGCGCAAGAAGCAGCACAGGGAGGGCACGUACCUGAGCGAUACUCUGCCCCGCAAGAAAACAACCCCAUCCGUGUCUCCCCACUUCAACAGUGCCACGCUGGGACGCAACAUUGCAAACAAAGGACAUUUACCAUUAGGACAGAGCAACAGCUGUGGUAGCGUACUUCCUCACUGCCUGGCAACCAUGACCAAAGAGUCAGAGUCAAGAAGGAUGCACAAAGGGUAUAACCAUCAGCUCAUCUGUGAAAACCAAAGACAGAAGUCGCCAGAAUUCUACAGCCGAACAGCAUCAGAAUCCAAUGUGUAUUUGAACAGUUUCCAUUACCCAGAUCGUAGUUACAAGGACCAUGCCUUUGACACAUUAAGCUUAGACAGCUCUGACAGCAUGGAGACGAGCAUAUCAGCAUGCUCACCAGAUAAUAUUUCCAGUGCUAGCACUUCAAAUGUUGCAAGAAUAGAGGAGAUGGAGAGACUUCUCAAACAAGCACAUGCUGAAAAGACUCGGCUGCUUGAGACCAGGGAACGGGAGAUGGAAGCUAAGAAACGAGCUCUGGAAGAAGAAAAACGCCGCAGGGAGCAACUGGAGAAAAGAUUGGAGGAAGAAACGAGCCAGAGGCAAAAAUUAAUUGAGAAAGAAGUCAAAAUACGUGAGAAACAAAGAGCACAGGCCCGUCCCUUGACUCGCUAUUUGCCCGUUAGAAAGGAAGACUUCGACCUACGAAGUCACAUUGAAACAGCUGGGCACAACAUAGAGACCUGUUAUCACAUUUCUCUCACUGAGAAAACCUGCCGAGGCUUUCUGAUUAAAAUGGGAGGGAAAAUUAAAACAUGGAAAAAACGGUGGUUUGUUUUUGACAGAAACAAGAGAACUUUUACUUAUUAUGCAGACAAACACGAAACUAAAUUAAAAGGUGUAAUAUAUUUUCAAGCUAUUGAAGAAGUCUAUUAUGAUCAUCUAAAGAAUGCAUAUAAGGUAAACUUUGUUAUUGCUGUUUUAACUAUGUAUCACACAGAGUACCUUAAGUAUGGUAGCGGCUGUAAAAUUAAAGGGAGAACUAACAUUAUUGGAGGGGAAAAAAACCCAAACAAAUACUUAAAAACAAACCCUGGAGUGGAGGAAAAGGAAGAGGAAGCUAAUCAGUGAUUAGCACUGUUUUGGCAGCUUUUUUCAUACAGAUGGAAGCAGAGAUAAGUGUCUACCUGCAAAGUAGUUUUGCUGCAAGGAGUUCCGUAGUCCAGUGGCAAGACCACUGAAAUCAGCGACUUGGACAAGUCAAGUCAAGGGCUGGCUGCACGCCUCAGUCCCAGGGUGUGCCAGCAGUUCAUGGUACACCCUGCCUCUCAGUUGUAAUUUAAAUGAGCUGUGAACUGUAAAAAUAAUGAAGCCACAGGGGUUUGCUUCUUAGCCAGAUAGCUGAUUCCCCAUA